AUGACACUCAUGGAAUUGAAUGAAAAUGUUCAGCAACUCAGCAAUCAAAACUCGCAAAACAUUCCCGGUAUGGAUCAGCAGCAGCAGCGGAUCGGAACAAAACGAGAGAGAGUCGAUGUCGUUAUGAAAGAGAACGAUGGGCAGGACCAGAAUCAACAAGUUGUUCAACAGGAAAAGAGGCAACGGACUGUUGUUACCACUGAAGAACAGCAGUUUCAACAAGAUGCGGUUAGAUAUCAAGAGCUACCGGAGGGUACUGAAAUCAGACAAGUCAGCGGCGAUGGCCAGACCGUGCAGCUUUCAACUGGACAGCAAGGCCGCAUCAUCCAGGUUGAGCUGACCAACCCAGAUGGAAGCUCCAACGGCGUGCAACAAGUUCUCGUCUACGAACCCACUGGAGAGCAAGGAGAGACCAAAUAUGUUGACGAAGAAGGUAACGACUACCAGCCGCCGUAUUUUCCGCCCCAAGAUGGAAAUGGCAAUCAGUUUCAGUUCCAGCAGCAGUUUGCUGACGGCCAACAGUAUCAACAUGCUAUUAUGAUCGGAGAAGAUGGCCAACAAAUCCUUACUGAAGAAGGAGGCACUAGAAUCAUCGUCGGAAACAACGACAACUACAUCGUCACCCAAGACGGUCUUCUCCAAACUGUCGACGGUCAACAAGUUAUCAUGAUGAGCGAAUCCAUGGAAGGCAGCGACGUCGUCAACGGAGAAGAGCAGCAACAGCAAAUGCAAAACGGAACCAUCCAACAAGUCGAUGGCUCUGUCAUCAGACGCAUUCCUUCUGGCGCCAUUGUUAUCAAAGGCCAACGCGAUGGAAAGCCUGAUUCUCGAGGAUCUUCCGAUGUCAACGAUCCAUCAGGAGUAUUUUGCCAUGUUCCAGGCCGUCUCUCGCUGCUUUCCUCCACUUCAAAGUACAAAGUCACACUUGCCGAAAUUCAGCGGCGCUUGUCACCUCCAGAGUGCCUCAACGCCUCUCUCCUCGGCGGCGUUCUCCGACGUGCCAAGUCCAAGGAUGGCGGAAAACGACUUCGAGAGCGACUUGACAAGAUCGGUCUUUCGCUCCCAGCUGGCCGAAGAAAAGCUGCAAACGUCACACUUUUGACUUCCUUGGUGGAAGGAGAAGCUGUUCAUCUUGCUAGAGAUUUCGGCUACGUCUGCGAGACAGAAUUUCCAGCGAAACAAUUGGCAGAAUACGUUUGCCGACAACACAACGAUCCCGAGAUUGUUCACACGAGAAAAAAUAUGUGCCUCGCUACCAAAAAUAUCGUAAAAGAGCUGCAAGAUCUGCUGACACAAGACCGCUCACCAAUCGGCAACACAAAACCAACCCCUGUACUGGACCAGUGCAUCCAAAAACCGCUUUCGCAAUUCAGCGCGAUCACUCACGGAUUCGGAACACCUGGAAUCUGCGCCGCGCUGACCGCACUUCAGCAUUAUUUGACAGAAAUGCUGCGGCAACACGACAAGCCCAUGUCCCUUUCGUACAGCCACGAUAAGCCCCAGUCUCUUUCUUAUAAUAAGCAAAAAGACAUGUCCAGCAUCGUCAAGCACGACAAAAUGUGA
Oikopleura dioica is the source of this 1563-nucleotide messenger RNA. The record is from the annotation of a GenBank genome assembly. Lineage: Eukaryota; Metazoa; Chordata; Appendicularia; Copelata; Oikopleuridae.